AUGAAUUCGCCGCCAAACUCAUUACGCGAAGAACAACUGAGAGAUCUCUUGGUGAAGUCCGCUCGCGGCCCGCCUUCAGACCAAGAACCCCCCGAAAAGCGGCUUAAACUCGGCGGCCCCCCUUCUCCGGCAACCUCAGGCCCGGCCGUCAUGUCACCGCCCGGUUCCACCGAUACAGCUAUCACUGUCGGUUCUCAUAAUGGCGAUGAGUACGACACCGAGAGCUUGACCGACAGUGUGAGAGAGCACAUGUACGAGAACCGACUACGAUAUCACGCCUACCGCGCAGGACGUUAUGCAUUUCCCAACGAUGCUAUUGAGCAGGACCGCGACGAGAUGAAGCACAUCAUCAGCAUUGAGCUGAGUGGGAGGUACUUCUUUUCCCCUGUCGAUGACCUGAUGGCAAGAGGCGCCGAAGUCCUGGAUCUGGGAACUGGACCCGGUCACUGGCCUAUUGAACUCGCCGAUAUGCAUCCCAACUCUACGUUUCUCGGCAUCGAUUUAUCUCCGAUUCAGCCAAGUGAAGUGCCUCCCAACUGUCACUUCAUGGUCGACGAUAUUGAACACGAAAAUGGAUGGGAUCUAGACGAAGAGUACUUUGAUUUCAUCCAUCUGCGACAUACCCUGCACUCCAUUCGCGAUCGCAACGAUCUCAUGCAACGCGCCUAUAGGCACCUCAAGCCUGGUGGUUGGUUUGAAAUACAAGAACUCGAGUUCUUUCCUUUGUGCGACGACCAGUCCUGCCCAGACGGAGAUGGGUACGGCUUCCGAGUCUUCACGCAGUACCUCGACGCGGGAUUAAGAGUGCUUGGAUCAGAAAUGCAUGGAAUUCGCGCCGCCGCCGAUGAGAUGCGGGCCGCUGGUUUCGAGAACGUGGAAGAGGACAGGAGGAAAUGUCCCAUCGGCGACUGGCCAGCAAGGCCUGAGCUGCGCGAGUGUGGCAUAUUGAUGCGGGAAACCAUCUUGGAAGGUCUCAAGGGUCUGGCGACAAGGCCUUUCAGAGCCCUGGGAUGGACCGAGAUACAGAUCGAGAUGUUCUUGUUGGACGUACGGUCGCACGUCAAGGAAAGGGACUUCCACUCCUAUCUGAACCACAGGACAGUCUAUGGAAGAAAACCGCUCGACGCGCCGAAGCCAUGA
Molecule: messenger RNA, 1140 nt
Organism: Colletotrichum abscissum
Lineage: Eukaryota; Fungi; Ascomycota; Sordariomycetes; Glomerellales; Glomerellaceae
Product: methyltransferase domain-containing protein
Exons: 4
Coding region: 1-1140 (379 amino acids)
Molecular function (GO): methyltransferase activity
Source: RefSeq, a predicted model, not a curated record